Molecule: messenger RNA, 1584 nt
Organism: Suhomyces tanzawaensis NRRL Y-17324
Lineage: Eukaryota; Fungi; Ascomycota; Pichiomycetes; Serinales; Debaryomycetaceae
Gene: BCR1
Product: transcription factor BCR1
Exons: 1
Coding region: 1-1584 (527 amino acids)
Biological process (GO): regulation of transcription by RNA polymerase II
Cellular component (GO): chromatin
Molecular function (GO): RNA polymerase II cis-regulatory region sequence-specific DNA binding; DNA-binding transcription factor activity, RNA polymerase II-specific
Source: RefSeq, a predicted model, not a curated record
AUGAUCAACACGGCCCACCACCAUCUCCACCACCCCCACGCACCAGCUACCGAACCUGAAGACGCCAUGGAGCCAUCGUCACCCUCGUCCAGCCCCAAGUCGCCCAAAUCCAAGGCAAAAGCAAAAAGACCCUCCAAAGGACGUGCCUUCCAGUGCACAGGCUUCCCGGGCUGCAACAUGUCGUUCACCCGCUCAGAGCACUUGGCCAGACACAAGCGGAAGCACACGGGAGAACGUCCAUUCACCUGUCCCUACUGCUCCAAAAACUUCUCGCGGUUGGACAACCUCAGACAGCACAAGCACACGGUGCACGCGUACGAGUCAUGCCUCACUGGCAGUGGCCAGGACGACGACAAGAUGGUGCCUGUGGUGGCUAGCGGAACGUACGCGGAAGACCACGGUUUCCAGCACCCUGCCACGCCCAACAACCCGCUCUUCAACCUCAAGCCGUCGUACCAGGGAGCUCCCGUCCACCACCAUUCACAUGUUGCCACCAGCAAGCCUGCUGGCGCCACCGGCUCCAGCGCAGGUCCCUCGUUGAUCUCGCCCCCUAACUCGCAGUCGCCCCACUACCAGCACCACCACCAGUACUACCACCAGUACGCACAGCCACCAGUGGCACACCACCAGUACCCUCAGCAGACGUACGCGCCAACGUACCCCUACAGCGUGCCGCCGCCAGCAUGGGCGCAGCGCCCUGACGAGAACCAGAACAGCAACAAUAUCCAGAACAACCACAUCCACAACAACCCCAACAACAACAACCCCAGCAACAACAACAAUAAUAUGCUAAAGAUUCCAUCGCACCAGUUCAAGCCCAAGCGAAGGCCCAGACCAUUGGCACUCCAGCACUCGUUCCUCGAGGACUCCAAGCCAGUGAUCCACACUGCCGGCGUGGCAUCGUCCAUGCCCAGCGCGCCCCUCCACACCAGCACCACCACCACCACCCUCAAAACUGCCCCUGCGCACACCACCACGUUCCAGAUCCCCCACCGAAGGCCAUCCCUAGGCCAGGUGUCUGCGACCACGGGCGCCAGGGUAGGCCCUAAGUCUACAUCGUCGGUGCCGUCACUCACCCCCAAUUUGGUGUCGCCGUUGCUGCCCCUCUUCCACCAGUCGUUCAGCCAGACAACCCUCAAGAACUCGCACCCGGUGUCUGCAGUGCGGCCAGUGUCGGGCUUCAAGCCCAACUCGCCCUACAUGAACAUACCAACCUCCCACCCCGACGACGACAAGUUGCCCUCGGUGCACAACAUCCUCGGACACCAGCUCAAAAACCAGCCCUCCAUCGAGAGCAUGGCGUCGCAGUCGCUGGGAUUGUCGUCCUCGACCACCCCCACCACCUCCACCACGCCUACCAUCAAAACCGAGUCUGGAGACACCAAGAACGAAACCAAAACCUGGCUCCGCGGGGUAUUGAACGGCGAGUCCAGACAGCGCGACGACGACGCCAAGGCGUACCUCUCGAAAAAGCCCACUAUCAACAGCCUCCUCUCGCCCUAUGACACCGAGCGGUUUCCCGCGGGGGUCAGCGAGGUGUCUUCGUCGACGUCGUCACUCUCGUCAUCCGCACCUACUAAUUAA